AGCGCACCGCAUUUUGACCCGGAGAAGUUUGCUUGACUGCCAUUUUGGGCUGAAGGCUGCCUGGUCCACCGUCAACCACGUGAGAGAGGAAAGACGAGAGCACGAAAACGAAGCAAUCGAGCGGAGAGAAGGGGGGAGAGAUCUGGCGACAUAUUCAACUCGUUCUUUAUCUACAUGUGCUGAGGUCGAGGGGGGAAUUUAAAUUGCAACCACAACAAUGCCGACAAUUACCCUACCACCUAAGGAGAAUGCUCUCUUCAAGAGGAUUUUGCGAUGUUACGAACACAAGCAGUACAGAAACGGGCUCAAGUUCUGCAAACAGAUCCUGUCCAACCCCAAGUUCGCCGAGCAUGGAGAGACCCUGGCGAUGAAGGGUUUAACCAUGAACUGUCUUGGGAAGAAGGAGGAGGCUUACGAACUGGUCAGACGAGGCCUCCGCAAUGACCUCAAAAGCCACGUCUGCUGGCACGUGUACGGGCUGCUGCAAAGGUCGGACAAGAAGUAUGACGAGGCCAUCAAGUGCUACCGCAACGCUCUGAAGUGGGACAAGGACAACCUGCAGAUCCUCCGGGACCUGUCCCUCCUGCAGAUCCAGAUGAGGGACCUGGAGGGAUACCGGGAGACGAGGUACCAGCUACUGCAGCUGCGGCCGGCCCAGCGGGCCUCGUGGAUCGGCUAUGCCAUCGCCUACCACCUUUUGGAGGAUUACGAGAUGGCCGCCAAGAUCAUUGAGGAAUUCAGGAAAACACAACAGACGUCUCCCGACAAGGUGGACUACGAGUACAGCGAGCUGCUGCUGUACCAGAACCAGGUGCUGCGGGAAGCUGGCCUCCACAAGGAGGCCCUGGAGCACCUGACCACCUUCGAGAAGCAGAUCUGCGACAAGCUGGCUGUCGAGGAGACGCGAGGAGAGCUGAUGCUGAACCUGGAUCGUCUGGAGGAGGCCACGCAGGUGUACCGCAGUCUGCUGGAGAGGAACCCCGAGAACUGGUCCUACUACCAUGGGCUGGAGAAGGCCCUGAAGCCUGGCAGCGUGGAGGAGAGACAGAAAAUCUUUGAAGAUGCGUGGGUGAAGUACCCCAAAGGACUGGUGCCCAGGAGACUGCCCCUCAACUUCCUGUCUGGUGAGAAGUUCAGAGAGUGUCUUGACCGCUACCUGAGGAUGAACUUCAGUAAAGGCUGCCCGCCUGUCUUCACCACCCUCAAGUCUCUCUACCAUGACAAGGAGAAGGUUUCAAUCAUUGAAGAAUUAGUUGUGGGCUUUGAAACGUCAUUAAACAGCUGCAGAAUGUUUAACCAGAACGAUGACGGAAAGGAGGAGCCUCCCACGACGUUGCUUUGGGUGCAGUACUUCCUGGCGCAACACUACGACAUGAUUGGCCAGCAGACCCUGGCGCUGGAAUAUAUCAACACAGCAAUCGAGAGCACGCCUACACUCAUAGAACUGUUCCUGAUCAAAGCUAAGAUAUACAAGCACGCGGGUAACAUAAAGGAGGCGGCCCAGUGGAUGGACGAGGCCCAGGCUCUGGACACGGCCGACCGCUUCAUCAACUCCAAGUGUGCCAAGUACAUGCUGAAGGCUGGCCUGGUCAAGGAGGCUGAGGAGAUGUGCUCCAAGUUCACUCGGGAGGGUGCGUCGGCGGUGGAGAACCUGAACGAGAUGCAGUGCAUGUGGUUCCAGACAGAGUGUGCUCUGGCCUACAAGUCCAUGAACAAGUACGGGGAGGCCCUGAAGAAGUGCCACGAGAUCGAGAGGCAUUUCGUGGAGAUCACGGAUGACCAGUUUGACUUCCACACGUACUGCAUGAGGAAGAUGACCCUGCGCUCCUACGUGGACCUGCUCCAGCUGGAGGACGUGCUGCGCAUGCACCCCUUCUACUACAAGGCGGCGCGUACCGCCAUCGAAAUCUACCUCUGUCUCCACGACAACCCGCUGGCUGACGACAACAAGGAGCUGCAGGCUGACACGGCCAACCUUUCUGACAAGGAGCUGAAGAAGCUGAGGAACAAGCAGAGGCGGGCGCAGAAGAAGGCGCAGCUGGAGGAGGAGAAGAAGAACGCCGAGAAGGAGAAGCAGCUGAAGAACCAGAAGAAGAAGAAGGAGGACGAUGACGAGGAGAUCGGCGGGCCCAAGGAGGAGCUCGUACCCGACAAGCUGGCCAAGGUAGAGAACCCACUGGAGGAAGCGGUCAAGUUCAUGACGCCUCUCAAGCACCUGGUUAAAGACAAGAUAGACACUCACCUGCUGGCCUUCGAGAUCUACUUCAGGAAAGACAAAUACUUGCUGAUGCUGCAAUCUGUGAAGAGAGCAGUGGCCAUAGACCCAGACCACCCCUGGCUGCACCAGUGUCUAGUGCGCUUCUUCAAAGGAGUCUCUGAGAGGAAGGAUCUGGCCACGGCUGUGAGGACCGUGCUCAAGCAAGAGAUCACGCGCUUGUUCGGAGACAGCAACGCCAACAGCUUCAACGAAACCUUCCUCAGCAAGCACUACGACUCCAUACCACACCGAGUGGCAGCGGCUAAGAUGAUGGUUUACCUGGACUCCUCGACAGCGAGCAAGGCUGUGGAGCUAGCCACUGCACUAGACGAGUCUCUCAACAACAGAUCCAUUCAGAUUUGCAGUGAAGCCCUGGAGGGCCUUCGGAAUGGCACGUUAGGAGAUGCAAAGGAGAAGGCGGAGUUGUACCGCACGGACUGUCACAAGCUUUACCCCUACACGUUAGCCUUCAUGCCCCCUGGAUACGAGAACACCAAGAUUGCCAAUGGCGAUGUCUCCCCAGAGACUGAGGAACUGGCCAAUGACAUGUGAGCAGAGGCGGGCUAACGGGGCGGAGGAGAAAUGGAACGGAGACUUGGGGUACGCCGAACGCCAUUUUCAAGCCACUUCUGGAGAGACAGAGUGGGUUGGGUUGUUCCAUGUGGAAGCUUGGCUUCCCUCUCGGACGUGAAAAACUGGCCUGUGUGUGUGACAUUAGUUUUUUUGAGAGGAGAGAGAAUAAAAAUGGCCAUUUUACUUUUUUAA
Messenger RNA from Osmerus eperlanus (European smelt), 3022 nucleotides. RefSeq names its product N-alpha-acetyltransferase 15, NatA auxiliary subunit b (gene naa15b). The transcript is spliced from 20 exons. The coding region runs from base 218 to 2809 and encodes 863 amino acids. Gene Ontology annotation, cellular component: NatA complex; cytoplasm. Gene Ontology annotation, biological process: N-terminal peptidyl-methionine acetylation. NCBI's taxonomy places the organism in Eukaryota, Metazoa, Chordata, Actinopteri, Osmeriformes, Osmeridae. The record is from RefSeq and is a predicted model, not a curated record. Gene Ontology annotation, molecular function: protein binding.